GAGACGCUGUCGUCGACGCCGCCAGAGCCGGCGUUUCUGCCGCUGCUCGCGGCCCCCUAACCCCUUCACCCGCCCGCGGCCGUUAGUCGACCCUCCCGCCGAGCUCCACCGGGCGCUGCAAGGCCCCCGGCGUUGCAAGGCCGGUCGCGGCCCCGACGCCGCGCCGCCUUUCGCCGAGCCCGACUGUCUAGACUCGCGACUCUGCGCUGUCUUCUUUCCCAGGACUGGUUCCGAGGGGCCCGCAGGCGCGCAGUCUCGUCCCCCGCUGGAGCGCCCCGGCCGGGCCAGGGAGCGGCCUCUUGUAGACGUUCGAGGAGCCUGCCGAGUGCCGUCCCGGCGCCCGACCGCCCACCGAUAGGCCCGCCGGCCCGCUUCUUCCUGAUGCAGACUGCCGUCCACUAGAGGCUGGACAGGACCCCCGAGGUGAUUCAUGGCAGGGGACGUGGAAGGAUUCUGUUCCUCCAUCCAUGACACAAGUGUCUCUGCUGGGUUCAGAGCACUGUAUGAGGAGGGAUUGCUUCUUGAUGUCACUCUGGUUAUUGAAGACCAUCAGUUCCAGGCCCAUAAAGCACUCUUGGCCACCCAGAGUGAUUACUUCAGAAUUAUGUUUACUGCAGACAUGAGGGAACGAGAUCAGGACAAAAUUCAUUUAAAAGGUCUUACUGCUACUGGUUUCAGCCACGUCCUUCAAUUUAUGUACUAUGGAACUAUAGAACUGAGUAUGAAUACUGUUCAUGAGAUUCUUCAGGCUGCCAUGUAUGUUCAACUUAUAGAAGUGGUGAAGUUCUGCUGCUCUUUUCUAUUAGCAAAAAUCUGCUUAGAAAAUUGUGCAGAAAUUAUGAGACUCUUAGAUGAUUUUGGUGUAAACAUCGAGGGAGUGAGGGAGAAGUUGGACGCCUUUCUGCUAGACAACUUUGUGCCACUCAUGUCCAGGCCUGACUUCCUGUCCUAUCUGAGCUUUGAGAAGCUCAUGUCUUAUUUGGAUAAUGAUCAUCUGAGCAGGUUCCCAGAGAUAGAACUGUACGAGGCUGUGCAGUCUUGGCUGCGGCAUGAUAGAAGACGCUGGAGACAUACCGAUACCAUCAUUCAGAACAUCAGGUUUUGUUUGAUGACCCCAUCCAGUGUUUUUGAGAAGGUUAAAACAUCAGAAUUUUAUAGAUACUCCCGACAGCUGCGCUACGAAGUUGACCAAGCAUUGAAUUACUUUCAGAACGUUCACCAGCAGCCUUUGUUGGACAUGAAAUCAAGCCGCAUCCGUUCUGCCAAACCUCAAACUACAGUAUUCCGAGGAAUGAUUGGACAUAGCAUGGUUAACAGUAAAAUACUUCUCUUAAAGAAACCAAGAAUCUGGUGGGAACUGGAGGGCCCACAAGUACCUCUACGGCCAGACUGCCUUGCUAUCGUCAAUAACUUUGUGUUCCUGUUAGGUGGGGAAGAACUAGGCCCGGAUGGCGAGUUCCAUGCUUCUUCCAAAGUGUUCAGGUAUGACCCAAGACAAAACUCUUGGCUGCGAAUGGCAGACAUGUCUGUACCACGUUCAGAAUUUGCAGUUGGUGUGAUUGGGAAGUUCAUCUAUGCUGUAGCAGGCAGAACCAGAGAUGAGACUUUCUAUUCAACAGAGAGAUAUGACAUUACCAAUGAUAAGUGGGAAUUUGUGGAUCCUUAUCCAGUUAACAAAUACGGACAUGAAGGGACAGUGCUCAAUAACAAAUUGUUCAUCACUGGUGGAAUCACCUCAUCUUCCACCUCCAAACAAGUGUGCGUGUUUGACCCUAGUAAAGAAGGGACCAUAGAACAACGAACCAGGAGAACUCAAGUAGUUACCAACUGUUGGGAGAAUAAGAGCAAGAUGAAUUACGCGAGAUGCUUUCACAAGAUGAUCUCUUACAAUGGCAAGCUUUAUGUCUUCGGUGGUGUCUGUGUGAUUUUGAGGGCUUCUUUUGAAUCUCAGGGAUGCCCUUCCACAGAAGUGUACAACCCAGAGACUGAUCAGUGGACCAUCUUGGCAUCCAUGCCGAUUGGUAGAAGUGGUCAUGGUGUGACUGUGCUGGACAAACAAAUAAUGGUUCUUGGAGGCCUUUGUUAUAACGGUCAUUACAGCGAUUCCAUUCUCACUUUUGAUCCGGAUGAAAACAAAUGGAAGGAAGAUGAGUACCCUCGGAUGCCCUGCAAGCUGGAUGGUUUACAAGUAUGCAACCUGCAUUUUCCGGACUAUGUACUGGACGAGGUCAGACGUUGCAACUAAUGACAUCUUUCUCCCCUGAAAAAAAACAAACAAAUCAUUUGUUUGUAAGAAAGUAGUUAAAGAAAAACCUCACCAGUUCUACUAUCAAAGCCAUUGGUCUAAUAUUGUAAGAAUUUUUCAUUCUUUGCUAGCAUCUUCUUUUUUUUUCU
This is a messenger RNA of Cynocephalus volans (Philippine flying lemur), 2394 nucleotides long. RefSeq names its product kelch like family member 15 (gene KLHL15). The transcript is spliced from 3 exons. Gene Ontology annotation, biological process: nuclear protein quality control by the ubiquitin-proteasome system; protein ubiquitination. Gene Ontology annotation, molecular function: protein binding. Lineage: Eukaryota; Metazoa; Chordata; Mammalia; Dermoptera; Cynocephalidae. Gene Ontology annotation, cellular component: nucleus; Cul3-RING ubiquitin ligase complex. The record is from RefSeq and is a predicted model, not a curated record. The coding region runs from base 431 to 2245 and encodes 604 amino acids.